CUCUCCCACUUUACUCAUUGAAAGAGAAACACAACACAACAUGGUGAGAGAAAAGAGAUCAUAGCCAUGGCAUUCAUUCAUCCAGAGUUUUCUUUCAGACAGACACACUUAAUACCCCUCAUUGAGCCUAGCUGUUUUCUAGGACCAUGAUGUUGAAACGCCCAUAAUUCUUUUGUCCCUAUUUAUUAUUCCCUUGGCCUCAAAACCAAUUUAACGUUGAACAAAGCCAGAGAUCAUGAAGAUCCAGUGUGAUGUGUGUCAAAAUGAAGUGGCUUCGUUGUUCUGUCCCGCAGAUGAAGCAUGUCUAUGCCAUGCUUGUGAUCGCACCAUCCACCAUGCCAACAAGCUCGCACACCAACACAAACGCUUCUCUCUUCACCAUUCCAACUCCAAAGACACCCCUCUUUGUGAUAUCUGUCAUGAGAGGCAUGCAUAUGUUUUCUGCAAAGAGGACAGAGCAAUACUUUGUAGAGAAUGUGACCUUUCUGUUCAUUUGGUCAACGAACACACCAAGAAGCACGACAGGUUUCUUCUCACUGGCGUAAAGAUCGGUGCAGCUUCUUCAGAACCGACAUCGUUUCCCUCGAAUGUGACUGCCACUGGAGAAAGAACAACCUCUUGUUCUAAUAUGAACGCACCAAGUUCAUGCUCAAAUGGAAAAAUCGGUUCUUCUCGCAUGGUUGGAGACAACUUGGCUUGUGACACGGGUUCGGUUUCAACAAGCAGCAUUUCUGAGUACUUGAUUGAGACCAUUCCCGGUUAUUGCAUGGAAGAUCUUCUAGAUGCUUCAUUUGCAUCUAAUGCUUUCUCUAAGGAUUAUGAUCACCAAUCAGCGUUUGAGAGACAAGAUGUUCAAGCAGGCAUGUGUUCGUUCCCACUGCAAACGUGGGCACCACAAUCCCAACUCAGCACUCAUUCGAAUCUUCAUCCAAGAAUUGAUUCUUUAGUUGGAGCUAUGGAAAUGCCUAAAGCCAAAGCCAGUGAAGGAUACUCCAAUUGGGUAUAUAACAAUGACUACGCUGUCUACAAAGUUCCUUCAAUCAGUCCUCAAUUGAUAAAAAAAUGCAGACGCUCUCGUUAAUCAAUUCUAUGUGAAAAAUUGUUUUUCGGAAAAUAUCCCCCGUUUUGUUUUCUGUUUUUUUUUUCUUCAAAAAACAAAAUUAGUGUUAAUAUUCGUUCUUUGUAGUUUUUUUUUUCUCGUACGAGCCUUCAUUUUUUUUUCUCUUUCCAUGUUGGCACGAAUUGCCCCACAGAUCUAACGCUCUUCUUUCGUAAUAUUCACUUCAGCUAACACCUUGAGGCAUUUCUAUGAGAAAAAGUUCUUUAUAUCAAAAAGGCCAUUCGUACGUACAGUGUACAUGACUGCAACCCACAGUUGAGAGUAAAUGCUCAUAAGCAACCAGCAGUUGUGUAUAGUUUGAAAAGGCCCAUAUACAUGAUUUUUUUUUUUUUUUCGUCCCUGGA
Molecule: messenger RNA, 1464 nt
Organism: Cajanus cajan (pigeon pea)
Lineage: Eukaryota; Viridiplantae; Streptophyta; Magnoliopsida; Fabales; Fabaceae
Product: B-box zinc finger protein 20
Biological process (GO): photomorphogenesis; regulation of DNA-templated transcription
Cellular component (GO): nucleus
Molecular function (GO): zinc ion binding
Source: RefSeq, a predicted model, not a curated record